AGUUGGAUCAUACUGUAUCCGGAGGGUACGUUCUUCGAUAGGAUUUACCCGAAAGUGUUGGCCAAUAGUCGGAAAUACAGCCAAAAGUUAGAUCGCGAGCCCUUCAAGAAUCUACUGAUACCGCGUUCGCGAGCCCUGCGAGUGAUUUGCAAGAACUUUAGGCAUCGAUUCGAUGCCAUUCUCGACAUUACUGUCAUAUAUCCAAACACCAGAGGACCGAAUGGCGUGCGCUUCUCCUCGCCGUCUAUCGUCGAAUAUUUAACUGGUGUUCACAACGAGGUAGAGAUUAUUAUGCAAUAUAUUGAGAUGAAAGAGUUGCCCGAAAGUGAUAAUGAUUUGGAGAAAUGGUUAUACGAGUUGUAUAGACAUAAAGACAAUCUCAUGACUGAGUAUUAUUCAAGCGAUAAAUCCAUUUGCGAGAUAUUUGAUGUAAAUCCGGGAACUGUUAUUAGACAUGAUAGGAAACCAUUCAUUAUCGCCCAUAUAUUGCUACCAAUGAUUUAA
Molecule: messenger RNA, 504 nt
Organism: Medioppia subpectinata
Lineage: Eukaryota; Metazoa; Arthropoda; Arachnida; Sarcoptiformes; Oppiidae
Source: the annotation of a GenBank genome assembly